Malassezia vespertilionis is the source of this 1326-nucleotide messenger RNA. RefSeq names its product Membrane protein tms1 (gene TMS1). Lineage: Eukaryota; Fungi; Basidiomycota; Malasseziomycetes; Malasseziales; Malasseziaceae. Gene Ontology annotation, cellular component: membrane. The coding region runs from base 1 to 1326 and encodes 441 amino acids. The transcript has a single exon. The record is from RefSeq and is a predicted model, not a curated record.
AUGAGUUUGACGCCGGCACUGGUACGGACCGUGGAGAAAUACUCAUUCCAUUAUAUUCGGAUGGACUGUCACGAACAGGAAUCGUGCUUCGGUGUGUUUGCCGUGCACAGAAUCACGUUUGCCCUUGCGCUCUUUCACAUGAUUCUUGCGCUGUUGCUCAUGGAUGUGACGAACACGCGGUCGAAGCGCGCAGCGAUUCAGAACGGAUGGUGGGGUCCCAAGAUUGCCGCAUGGCUUUUCCUUGUUGUGUUUACCUUCCUCAUUCCGAAUCCUUUUUUCAUGUUCUGGGCCAACUACAUUGCGCCGCUGCUCGCCAUGUUUUUCAUCCUGAUCGGCCUCGUAUUACUAGUAGAUGUGGCACAUUCAUGGUCAGAAUGGUGUCUUGAUCAGUGGGAGCGCCAUGGCAUGGAUGGGUGGAUGUAUCUGCUCGUCAGUAGCACAGUGGGACUCUACGCCUCUGUCUUAGGUGCGACGUUUGUCUUAUACCACUACUUUGCACCUGCUGGGUGUGCAGCGAACCGCACAUUCAUCACAAUCAAUCUCGUGAUUGCAAUCUUGCUCACUAUCCUCUGCGUUCAUCCACGCAUCCAGGAGGCGAAUCCACGCAGCGGCCUCGCACAGAGCAGUGUCGUCCUCGCCUACUGUACCUACCUUCUCACUUCUGCACUAAUGAAUCGCGACAAUAAGCAAUGCAAUCCGAUCGCGCGUGGGCGUGGAGAGACGACCAAGUCCACCACGGUCAUGGUCGGUGCAUUGUUCACGUUUGUCGCAAUUGCCUAUUCUACGACAAGAGCCGCGACGCAGUCGCAAGUGCUGGUGGGCAAUACUACCGAGUCUGUGGCGCUGGCGCCUUCUGGGUACGAGCCAGUAUCCAUGGCCGCAGCCAUCACCGAACAGCCGCAGCCAAAAGAGCCGCUGCGUAUCCAGGCAAUCCGGUCCGCCAUCGACGCAGGCGCUCUGCCGGCAUCGGCGCUGGACGAGGAGAUACAUGCACAAGAUGAGGAAGAAGCGCUACCUCCAGGUACGGUCGUUUCUGCGCCGCUCAACGAUGACGAGCGCUCCGGCACGCGCUACAAUUAUAGCUUUUUUCACAUUAUCUUUGCCAUGGCGGUGUGUUAUAUGGCAAUGCUGCUCACCGACUGGCAAACGAUCAAGAUCGGCGCACCACCGCCGAAUCAUGGGCAGAACGACUCUCCGAUGGUGUACAUUGGCGUCAGCCCUGCAUCGAUGUGGAUCCGUAUCGUGAGCAGCUGGGCUUGUGCGCUGCUGUACAGCUGGACGUUGCUGGCACCAGUAGUGAUGCCAGAGCGGUUUGGGUACGUGUGA